This is a messenger RNA of Stegodyphus dumicola, 1747 nucleotides long. Its product is annotated as nucleoside hydrolase-like. Gene Ontology annotation, molecular function: hydrolase activity, hydrolyzing N-glycosyl compounds. NCBI's taxonomy places the organism in Eukaryota, Metazoa, Arthropoda, Arachnida, Araneae, Eresidae. The record is from RefSeq and is a predicted model, not a curated record.
UUUAUUCCUCCUUCUUCCGCGCAUUUUGGCGGAUUAUGGGAAACUAAUAUAAAAUCAAUGAAGAAAAUUUUGACAAAGGUCGCAAAAACGACAAUUUUAAACUUUGUAGAGUUGUAUACAUUAAUUAUACAAAUAGAAGCUUGUUUGAACUCUCGACCUCUGUCACCUAUUUCGGCUGAUCCAACAGAUCUUCAGUCUUUGACUCCAGGUCAUUUCCUGAUAGGAGCUUCACUUUUGUCGAUACCAGAACCGAAUGAUUCUUUGUCCUUGUCUUCUAGAUGGACCUUAAUUCAAAAACUUAGAGCUAAUUUUUGGAACCGUUGGAGCGUGGAAUAUCUUAAUCAUUUGCAUAACCGUUCAAACUGGAAUAGAAAUCCAAUCUCAAAGCAGGACAACUAGUCUUGCUAAAUGAUGAAAACAAGACACCCAUGAAGUGGACACUAGCUCGCAUUGAGGAGACCUUUCCUGGUCUAAAUGGACUAGUACGAGUCGUAGACGUCAGAACUUCAGAUGGAAUCUUUCGUCGAGCAGUCUCCAAUAUCAGUCCACUCCCAUUUCCAAAUGAUGUUGGACAAUCGUUCAACAAGGGCCAGGAUGUUCCGGCUUGACUAGAAACUUUCCUCUGCCAUGUUCCGGUUUGAUUAAGACUUUUCUCUGCCUCGGAAUGAGUAAAGUAUGGAUACGUACAAUAAUAAUAAAAAGAAUUUGAUCAUCAUCGACACCGACUGUGGCACCGAUGACGCAAUGGCUAUUAUACUCGCCUUUAGCAGUCCUGAAACUGAAGUUCUAGCAAUUACCUGCUGCAGUGGCAACACUACAGUGCAUAAUGCUGUUGAAAAUGUAAAGAGAGUUCUGGCUGUGUGCAACAAAGAGAAAAUUCCCAUACAUCGAGGAUGUUCAAAAUCUCUUUUAGGAAGAGAAAGGCUGGCUGGAUGGCACGGAUCAGAUGGCUUAGGUGACUGCAAAGAGAAGUUUUCGACAGGGGGUAUCAAAGAAUCAGAAGAUUCUGCAGCCAUCGCUUUAAUAGAGUUGACUAAAAAAUAUCCAAAUGAGAUCACUCUUGUUGCGUUAGCACCUCUGACAAAUAUAGCCGUGGUACAUAGAAUAGAUAACGAAUUUACAAGCCGUCUGAAAUCAAUUGUCUGCAUGGGAGGCAAUUAUAAAGGCACAGGUAAUGUUACAGAAACAGCAGAAUUCAACUUCUACUGUGAUCCAGAAUCUGCCCACAUAAUUAUGACAGAAGCUGAUUGUCCAAUAUUCUUGGUACCAUGGGAGACAACAAUCGAACAUGGUAUUGAAUGGGAUUACUAUAUGGAAUUGAUGCAUACAGAUAGCCGCAAAGCACAUUUCUUGAAGAGAAUAACUGCUCUAGGUGCAGAAAAAUGCCGUGAAGAGAAUGAAAGUUUUGUAGACUGUGACUUUAUAGCAAUGGCGGUUGCAUUAUACCCAGAAUGCAUCAAGGCUACCAUCAAACGCCCGGUCCUUGUCGAAUGUGGUGGAAAUCAUUCGAGAGGUCUUAGUAUUUGCCUGAGAGAUUUCUAUUGUAACGGUUUGGAAAAUCGCAAGGUUGAAAUAGUUGUAAAUCUCGAUAUUCCUUUUCUGAAUCAUCUCAGAAGACAAAUGCUAAAAGACUGAAGCAUACUCUGUCUAGUCAUUGCAGUUUUAUUAUUAUCCAUUUUAUUACUUUUUAAAGUUGAUUUAUACUAUAUCAUAUGCCAGCUAUUUAAAUAUCGUUAUAUUGCAACUA